AUGUCGACAGUGCGGGCUUCCCGGGGGCUCUUCGAGCGCGCACUGCUGGCGCUGCCCGUCGGCGAGAACGCGCGCGUCUUUCUGGGCGUCUGCACGGUCGUCGGAGUCGCCGGCGCGUUCACGGCAUCGAAGCGUGGGGUGGGGUACGACUCGAUGGCUGACAAACGCGCCGCGGAGGAGAAGGUGAAGAAGGAGGGGAGCUAGUGCACGACAACCAGUGGAGAUGUGCUGUGGAGCUGCGCUUGCCCGUUUGUGCGCGAUCACGCGGGCCGGAGCAUUGCGUGGGGGUGGCUACAAUGAGAGCUUGAUGUACGUGUCGGCAGGCCCGGGUGGAGGGCAUGCUUUCUGAUGUGUGAUUUCACAACACGAUAACAUUGUUAUGUGUACUUCCCGCAUCCGGUGUAUGUCAUGCAUCUCCCAUCAUCUCGAUGUAUUUGUUACACACGCGCGGGACGCGCGAGCAGC
Messenger RNA from Emiliania huxleyi CCMP1516, 465 nucleotides. RefSeq lists its product as hypothetical. The record is from RefSeq and is a predicted model, not a curated record. The coding region runs from base 1 to 204 and encodes 67 amino acids. The transcript has 2 exons. Lineage: Eukaryota; Haptophyta; Isochrysidales; Noelaerhabdaceae.